Pectinophora gossypiella (pink bollworm) is the source of this 3348-nucleotide messenger RNA. It is a transcript of the gene Pdxk, whose product is annotated as pyridoxal kinase. The transcript is spliced from 5 exons. Gene Ontology annotation, biological process: pyridoxal 5'-phosphate salvage. The record is from RefSeq and is a predicted model, not a curated record. Lineage: Eukaryota; Metazoa; Arthropoda; Insecta; Lepidoptera; Gelechiidae. Gene Ontology annotation, molecular function: pyridoxal kinase activity. Bases 209 to 1105 code for a protein of 298 amino acids. Gene Ontology annotation, cellular component: cytosol.
AGCUGACUUUAUUACAAUAGUUGUGAUUGAGAGGGAAUACUUUUCUUAUCAGCAAAAUUAUUUAUAGCUCAUUCAGCAGUGUGUGUGCAUUACCAGUGCCUUUUUUACUGCGCAGAGGGUUGGACGGUUUUCUGCAUUUAAUGCCCUGCAAUAUUAAUUUUAAUUUAGAUCGGUUUAUUGAUAUUAGAAGUUGAUAACGAGAAAUAACAUGGCUUCAGAUUCCCCAAGAGUUCUCUCGAUUCAAAGCCACGUUGUCCACGGAUACGUGGGUAAUAAAAGUGCUGUGUUUCCACUUCAGAUUCUAGGAUUUGAAGUGGAUUCAAUAGACACUGUGCAAUUUUCAAACCACACUGGCUAUAAGAAUGUAAAAGGGACCGUUUUGGCGCAAAAGGACAUGGCAGAUCUAAUGGAAGGACUUGCCCUUAAUGACAUUGACUACUACACCCACUUCCUGACAGGAUACUCCACAUCUCCCGACUCUUUGAAACAAAUUGCAGGAAUCAUCAAAAAAUUAAAAGAAAAAAACCCAAAACUGAUUUAUGUAUGUGAUCCGGUAAUGGGAGAUAACGGACAGAUGUACGUCCCAAAAGAAAUACUCCCAGUGUACAGAGAUGAAGUGAUUCCCUUGGCUGAUAUCCUCACACCAAACCAGUAUGAAGCAGAACUGAUAACAGGCAUGUCUAUGAAGGACAUGGAGGGAGCCCUGAAAGUCAUUCAGGCCCUACAUCAGAAAGGAAUCAAGACUGUUGUUCUAUCCAGCACCGAAUUAGGAGAUGGUCAAAAUAUGAUUGGUAUUGCUAGUACAAAAGGGGCCUGCUACAAAAUUGAGAUACCUAAAAUGGAUGCGACGUACGUCGGCACGGGUGAUCUGUUCGCGGCGCUAUUCCUGGCGUGGUCCCAUAAAACGAACAACGACAUCAAACUUACCUUGGAGAAAACUAUAGCUACCAUGCAAGCCAUUGUCAAGGAUACUUAUCAGAAAGCCAGAGCCAAACACCCUACUGGCAAGAUACCACCGGCUUUGAUAGAGCUUCGACUGAUACAGAAUAAGAACAUUAUUGAAAACCCUACGAUAGAAAUACAUGCUGUUGAAGUAAAACAUUAGAGAACUGUAUUGUAGUAUCUACGCUUUAUGUGUGAAUAGUGUAUGAGCGGUAAUACAUCUUUCAAACACGCGCCGUUUAAAGGAGAUUGACCAAAGUUGUAUAGAAUUUGGUCCAAAUGUCCGCUAUUAAUGAGAUAAUUUGUCUUGGUUACCAAAGUGCUUGUCGAGGAAAACCAAACAAGCCCGAAAUUAUGAAGAAUGUGGAUUCGGAACAGUGAUGCACAAAAUAUUUUACUUAAAAUAUAUUAUUAUUUUUUAUAUAGCCAUAACUUUUUACUGACAGCAUAUUUUUAGUACUCAGUAUAUUAGUGGUCUAUACCAGUAAAUAGGUUUUGUUAGUGGUGGACAUUUGAAUCACUUUUGGUCAAACUCCUUUGUGCCGACGAAGUUCAGAAAAAUCAACCUUAUUAUUACAGUACUGUGAUCAUAAUUUGAAUGGACGGUAUUCUGUUUGCUAAAAAGACAGUGUUUUUAGCAAAAAGUAUCAGUCAUUGUUAUGUUACUGUACAGAAUAAUAAGGUUAAUUAUUCUUUGAAUCGUAAGUCAUGAUUGACGAUGAUUGAAAGAUGUAAUAUCGCUUUAUGGUUGGCUAUAUUUAUAAGAUUCUUGUUUCUUAUCGUAUGAUAAAUUAUUCAAUAUUUAUAGACAAUAAUACCAGUUACUAUUAGGAAUAAUUAGAGAGGUGGCUUUUGCACUGGUUGUUUAAAGAAAAAAUAUGUGCGAACUUGCGUUUACACGCUGCGCCAUAUUGUCAUUUUUUAGAGAUCUUAAGUAUGGGUGAAUUUCUAAUAAUAAGUGCAUUUAUAUAUUCCUAAAAAUAUUAAUAUACAGCAUACAAUGCUUGAAUCGUAUAUAAUAGGCGGAUGAGGUCAUGUACGGUCACGACCAUUAAUAUACACUUUGGUACCAUGUCACAUUAACUUUUUGACAAAUUGAACUGUAAUUCUCACUAAAUGUCAAAUAUGUUAGUGCGACAGAGUCCUAAAGUGGGUACAUUAUAUUGCUCAUGACUGUACUGUGGUUGGCAUGGUAUAUUAUGGUUGUUUUCUUUUUAACACAUGACUGGUACUGACUCCAGUACACACCGUCUAAUUUCAUUUUAAAUUAUACCUAUCAUCUUCUCAUCCACCGAAAAGGAAAGGGACGGGUAAUCGACAGGCAUACAAUUUAUUAAACACACGUCAAUUUUACGCAGAAAUCUAAAACAACCGUCUAAAAAUUUUUCAUUGGCCAAUAACCCGACAGUAUCAAGUUGACAGCACACACCAAACGGGUUGUAUACCAGCGAGAUACCUAUUUGACUCGCCCGGGUUAUUCAUUCGUUCACUCAUUCAUUUUAAAUUAACAGCUUUCAGUCAUCCGUCCCUUUCCUAUUCGGCGAAUAAGAAAACGACAGGUAUAACUUUAAAUUUAAUCAGACAGCGUCUAUAGGAAUUGGCGUCAUUAUGUAUACAUGUUUAUUUAGUAAAUAAGUACCUAUACUACUUUUAAUUUAAAUUAGUUACGGGUUUAAAAAUAAAUAGUAUAAAGUAGUGGCCAUAUAACUACUGUUACUAAUAAACGCAUUUAUGUAAUUUGCUAAUUAUUACUUUGUUUUCAAAGUAUACUUUAGUUACUAGGUAUGUUCUGUGCGACCAAACAAUGUCUUCCAAAUAACAUAUUAGUUUAUCUGUGAUACCAACUGGAAUUAUUUCCGUUGCGCUAUCACGAUUCGAGUGUUAAGUUUUAAAUUGAAAAUAGUUUUAUAUCACCUAGCCCCCACGGCACGGUACAAGCUAUUUCCAUAGACGCGACAAAUAACGCGGGCUCCUACCAAUAGACGCAGUAGAUGCUGCCUACGUACGGUCACAAGUAUUACCGGGUGAGAGCCUUCAGCGCUUCCCAUUUGUCCGGCCAAGUAGUUAAUGCCAUCUGCGGCAAAUCUACAAUAAAUCACGUCAAAAAAAGGUCACGAGUACUAAAAUGUAUACACUUUGAAACCAUGUCACAUUAACUUUUUUGACAAAUUAAACCGUAAGUCUCAUUAAAUAUCAAAUAUGAAGUGCGACAGGGUUCUAAAGUGGGUACACGAUAUUGCCAUGACUGUGGGUACAUAAAAACUACGUCUAGUAGUCAAAGCCAGUGAAAUUUAUCGCUUGUCUACGUCGCGUCGAUAGCAUGCAACGUGUAGCGUGAGCUGGAUUUGAUAAUGUUGACUUUUACGAUUAGGUGUAAUAGCAAUAAAUAUUGUUAUGUAAUGUUAA